ACUGAGCAACUACCAGUAUUAUUUUGUGCAAUUUUGAUUUCGUCCGGAUAUCUAGCAAGCAAGUGUCACACGUCAGUUUGAGCCACUGCCACUGACUGAGUGACUGCAUUAUCUAUUGCUGCUUUUGUGACACGACACACACGGCAUAUCAUUCAUUCAUCAUCAUCAACAAACCAUGUGGCCAUUCACCAAAAAAGGGGUUUCUGGAUUUUCAUGGAAUUCAACUGCUGAACAAGUUACCAAUGAAAUCGAUGCUACUGGUCUCACUGCCAUUGUCACUGGAGCAUCCAGUGGCAUUGGCGCUGAGACUACUCGUGUCCUUGCUUUGCGCGGCGCUCAUGUGAUUAUGGGUGUGAGAAAUAUGGUUGCUGCUAAAGAUGUCAAAGAAACAAUACUCAAGGAUAUUCCCUCAGCUAAAGUUGAUGCCAUCGAGUUAGAUCUCAGUUCAUUGGACUCUGUCAAGAAAUUUGCAUCCGAGUUUAAGUCGUCUGGCCGACCACUAAACAUCUUAAUAAACAAUGCAGGAAUUAUGGCAUGCCCUUUCAGUCUGUCCAAAGACAACAUUGAACUACAGUUUGCCACCAAUCACAUAGGCCAUUUUCUCUUGACAAAUCUUUUGUUGGAUACUAUGAAGAAAACAACACGUGAAAGUAAGAAAGAAGGAAGAAUUGUUAAUGUCUCCUCUGAAGCUCACAGAUUUGCAUAUUCUGAAGGAAUCCGUUUUGACAAAAUCAAUGACGAAUCAAGUUAUAAUAACUGGCGUGCAUACGGGCAGUCUAAGCUUGCUAACAUUUUACAUGCCAACCAACUUGCAAAACAUCUCAAGGAAGAUGGGGUGAAUAUUACUGCAAAUUCUCUUCAUCCAGGAACAAUUGUCACCAAUCUUUUCCGAUAUAACAAUGCAGUGAACGGUCUAAUAAGUGUGGUUGGGAAACUUGUGAUGAAAAAUGUCCAGCAGGGAGCAGCCACAACAUGCUAUGUAGCAUUGCACCCACAAGUGAAGGGAGUUAGUGGUGAGUAUUUUUCAGACAGUAAUGUGUACAAAACAACUCCGCAUGGAAAAGACGUUGAUUUGGCUAAGAAACUCUGGGAUUUCAGCAUCAAUUUGGUUAAGCAGAAAUAGAAUAACCAAGUGUUACUCUUCAGUUCUAUACAUAUACACCAUGUAUGAAAAAUGCAUCAAUAAUAUGACUGUCACAGUUUGAAUGCAUCAAUAGAAUGACUCAAUCUCACAUUUAUCUAUGUAUUCUAAGAAAAUUAUUUGCUAAUGAACCGCCGUGGAAUUUCAUACCUCUAUUUUCCGCCA
Messenger RNA from Trifolium pratense (red clover), 1306 nucleotides. RefSeq names its product short-chain dehydrogenase TIC 32, chloroplastic. Lineage: Eukaryota; Viridiplantae; Streptophyta; Magnoliopsida; Fabales; Fabaceae. The record is from RefSeq and is a predicted model, not a curated record. The transcript has 8 exons. Bases 176 to 1123 code for a protein of 315 amino acids.